Molecule: messenger RNA, 575 nt
Organism: Amphibalanus amphitrite
Lineage: Eukaryota; Metazoa; Arthropoda; Thecostraca; Balanomorpha; Balanidae
Product: delta(3,5)-Delta(2,4)-dienoyl-CoA isomerase, mitochondrial-like
Exons: 3
Cellular component (GO): mitochondrion
Molecular function (GO): delta(3,5)-delta(2,4)-dienoyl-CoA isomerase activity
Source: RefSeq, a predicted model, not a curated record
GUGAGCGCAGGACGCAGUCAUAAAUCAUAAUAAUAUAUCCUAUUGUGAGUUGUAAGGACUGUUGUGUGCCACACAAAGAUAGUUUAAAGCUCAUAUUUGUAUACACUCCUGUCAUAAGCAAAUUUGAAUUCAGCUCAGAGAAAAACUUGUAAAGUCAAACAAGAAUUUGAAUUGAAACAAUGAUGCUGAUGCAAAAACUAGCUCAACCUGCGCUUAGGCAGACGGUGAGAAUGUCCAGUUCACUGGCUGACUAUGCCCAGUACAAGACCCUGAAUGUAACUCAGCCAUCAGAGUAUGUUGUUCACGUGGAAAUGAAUCGUCCAGAAAAGCUCAAUGCCCUCAACAAGGAAAUGUGGAAGGACCUGGGCGUGUGCUUCCAGCAGCUGCACGAGGACCCGGCGUGCCGCGCCGUGGUGCUCAGCGGCGCCGGCCGCCUCUUCUGCGCCGGUAUCGACCUCUCCGACCUGGCAGCGCUCGGCGGCCUGGCCAUGGGCGACGGAGACGCCGCCAGGAAGGCGUUCCAGAUGCACCCCAUCAUCAAACGCUUCCAGGACUGGAUCACCGACCUGGAACGG